UGCAAAAAAAAAUUCCUACACAGAGUUUUCGCUACAAUUAACCAACUUCGACAAGCUCGUGAUGUAGGCCGUUAAAAAAUAAAUUGGUGGAAAAGUGUGAAAGAAAUCAAUGUUAAGUUUGUGGUUGUAGUGUUUGAUUUUAACGGCGUGUCUAAAAUAUCUUAAAUAGUUGCGGCUUUUCAAAGUGUUCGCUUCGGUAUUCGAUUUCCCCGAACCCGCACCCAAGCCGCAUUUGCGACGCCGUUCGGAAAAUGUCGCUGGAAGGCGCUAGGUUGCGCUACGAGGACGAAAAUGGUGAAACCGUUGUUCUGGCGGCCAAGGGACGCACAUUCCAGGUGGGCUCCUACUACAACUGCGACCUGAUCCUAAAGGGAGCGCAGGAGGAGCGUCUGAUUUGCGAAAUAAACUGUGACGCCUUUGGAAGGGUUAUCAUUUACAACAAGUCAAACGAAGAUCCAAUUCAUCUUAACGACGUAAUCAUCCAUGGCAAGCGUCCUUUGCUUCAUGGGGGGAAAAUUAAAAUUCGAGACAAAGUCUACACUUGGGAGUUUCCCAAAUCCGCCGACGCGCAGGAUGAACCAAGCACCCCAGAGCGGCUUUCGGCCAACGAACAGGCUUCGAACUCCUGCCCUUCGUUGAAGCAAUCACAUCGUCCGCUAACCGAAAAACGCUUGACGGUUCACAAUUUUCACUACAGCAUUAAUUCUGAUGACGAGGGGAAUACUUCCAUAGAGUCGCGUGACCAGAAUGAAUCCCACUUGGCAGAGGAAUCACUGAAUUUAUCCACUCCACCUAGCGCAGAGAUUUCCACCAGCGAGACAUCCAAAGUAGAUCUUCUGGAAGCCACGCAAAACAAGGAAAACACUGCGACACCGCCGAGUAGCCAUAAGAAGCUGCUGCAACUGUGCGCCCUCUCCGACGUAGUUAUCACUUCCUUUUCGCCGAGGGAGACGGGUGUCAAGGUUGAGAAGUCCUUCACAUGUGUGCGAAAGCCGGGUCACGAUGUUCCAUUUACGGCUUCAGUAACGGUUUCCACGCCCAAGAGCGUGUACAGCACACCAAAAGGGAAUGUGCUCUCGGAGCUGAACGAAGACAGUUGCAGCCGAGAUCUUUUAGACUUUAGCACGCCAUCCACUUCAAAGAAGGCCAAGCGCGCAUCGUCCAUGUUUCUUAUUGACUUGACUACUCCUUCUAAGCUACGGCCCACACCUAAACAAACACCAACACCCAAACAGACACCUAUAAGUGUUGACAGCACAGAUGAGUCCUCCGAUAACUCGCCGCUAGUCAUUGACAUAACCAAUUCCAAUACGCCCCCAUCACCAGGACCUUCGCAACGGUAUAGAACUCCUGGGCGCUUGGCUACCAACACACCUAAGCGUACACCUCAAUCCCUGAUGAAACGGGCACUGCUAACGAGUACGAAAAAGCAGAUAGCCUCCAAUCAGGCAGAUAAGACCACCCCGGUGGGUCCCCCCAAGAGAACAUCGAUGUUAGAGGCGCGACGCCAGUGUCUUACUACGCCUCGCCGUUUGCCAUUCCAUCCACAUAGGCGAACUCCAGUUCAUCAGGAAGAAGACAAAGUGAAAGGCAAGACGCCGAAAACCUCGCCACGCAGGCGUAAAACACUUAUGGAAUCACCGAGGGAGAACAAGGUUUCCCAGCUUAGAAAAUCAUUUGCGGCAGCGAUGCGUAGUCCCGGCGUUGACAAGAGCAACAAGCUGGUGGCUAAAGCUCGACGGUCGCUGAACUCACCCAAAUGUAGCUCCCCUAAAUCGGGAUCGUCCAAGCCGUCAUCACCAUGUCCAAGAAAAGCACCAAAUGUAUCCCAGAUCAAGAGUUCUACCCCGGAAAAACAUGACGAAUCUCAGGACGAGCUAAGCCGCACAUUUACUAUCAUGGAUGAAACCCAAGAAAAGGAGCAGAAUGCGACAGGUUCAGUAUUCGAAACCUUAACUGCUCUCAUAACUGGAGAAGUAGAGAGUAAUGAAUCUUUCCAACUGAGUUCUGUAAUUGAAAAGCACCUUUCGGAAACAAAGUCAAUAGAACCAGAAUCUAUAGAAAAAAAAUUCGAUUCUUUUUGCUCAAAAGACUAUAAAGGAAUUGAGAUAAAAGUUCAAGACGAAGAAAUGGGUUCGAAAUCGGAUAAAACUAAGGAAAAGAAUGAAAGUAUAACUUCAAGUCCUAUAAUUGAAAAAGCUGAGGAAACAGUUAUUGAUGAUAGCAUUUGUGAGGAAGUUCAUGCGGAUAUUCCCAAGCAAAAGCACAAUGUUAACCCAGAAAAUGUAAUAGAGGAGAACAUAUGUGAAGAAGUUCCAUCGGAGAGUAAAACUACUACUGAAUCCAUUUUAAUAGGCGACUCAUCGCAAGUGAGGAACGAACAAACACCAACUGUUGAUACCCCUGUGGUUCGAAGAAGUAUGCGACGGCUUUCUGUUGAACAGAGGGCAGUGGCCACAACACCACGUAGGAGUACACGCAGAUCGUCUGUAGAAUCCAGCAUUAAAGCGGUAACGGAUGACAAAAAUAAACGGACGCGCCGCGCUUCCUGCUCAGCUGUGGACAGCCAAGAUGUGGGAACGCCUAGGAGGAAGCGUCGAUUCUCGCAGGAAAUGUCAACACCUACGCGGCAAUCAAAGCGUCUACUCAACACGCCGAAGCGGGAGCUUCAAUUAGAUGAAUCUGUUGGCGACAUGGGCGUCAUUUUGGAAGAAGUUGGCCAAGAAGAAGAUGAGAAAAUCGCUAUCGCCGAUGACGAGAAUUAUGGCAACGAAUUGCCAGCCGAUGAUGUAGACAAAGUUGACUACCACGGCCUGAGGGAUUUGCUAAAAACACCUAAAAACUGUAGCACUCCACGCUUCAAAGGACUAAGAGAAAUGAUGCGCACGCCGAAGAUACCCGCCUCACCAAUUUUGGGCAACAUUGCAGAACUGUUGGAAACCUCCGUUAGUAGGGACACGACGGUGGCUCGCGUGGAUGAGGGUAAGGCAUUAGACGGUAUUCUAAAGACGCCCAGCGCCAGGAAUAUUAUGGUGCCAAAUGAGCCAGCUAGUGCAGUGCUAAAGUCUCGCAAUAAAUCAUUGGCACCCACUACCGAAUACGAUCUGAAUAUGACAAAUACGACUUUGCAUUUGGAUAAGAUCUUUGAUGACGUUCCUGAAACGACUAGGGUCAAUAUGGAGGACACCGAAACCGAAAUAAAUGUAACAUCGGUUAGCACUGCAACUGGUGCUGAUCCUUUGGGUUCUUCAAAAUUGGCUGUAUCCGUGUCAUCCGAGGCUAUGAUGAGUGCCUGUCAUACAUCGACUGCGGGAUCUUCGGUAAAAGAUCCUUUAACCAGUACCACUUACAAAGCCGCGCUGCACGCCGAUCUGAAUCUAAGCGCCAUUACACAUGGUGGCUCCAGAACCGUAUCACCUAACCCAAAUGAGAUGAGCGGCAUACAAUUGCUGGACCAGACUUCAGAUUCUGUGUUUUCCGAGGCUCUAAUAGUGUCGGGAGUGGAGUCUCGCGACGUCACAGUGGACGAGACGAGGGCUUCGGGGCAAAACAUUCAGCCUACUGGUGUUAUUGAUGAUCGCUCGGACACAGACUCAAAUGUUGGCCUUACUGAACCCCUGGUAUUUAGUGAUGAUGAGGAGGACCCAGACGAAUCCGAAGUGAGUACCAAGAAGUCCACCGGUAUUGAGGAACCAUCUAUAGCCUACAGGCUUGAAGAAUCCGCAGACUUUCCUAAAGACAAAUCUAUUCAUUCAACACUAAGUAAAGAUGAAAAGCACAAGGAUUCUACUAAUGAAAUCUCACUUAUUGAAGUUGAGGAUAACACAAUUGAGAGCAAUGUAAGCGAAAAAGUUCCUGAAGGCGACAAAACUCUGGAUAUUGAACUUGAUACUUUUAAGGAGAAUAACACACCAGCUAAGGAAAAUAGUCAAUCCACUGUUUUGGAGUUGACAAUCCUAGAGUCUGAGAUAUAUCCUCUAGACUCAACGGCUGAUAGUUCUAUCAACAUUUUACCUACUAGUGAUUUGGAACCAAACCAUUCAAGGACGACUAAUCUUGGCAGUGACGUACUUCAAUUGGAUCAAUCAGAUAUUAAAAUAUUACCCUCCGAAAAACAUGAUCUUGAAAGGACAGAAAAUAUUCAUCCACCAGUCAUAGCAUCGCCUUGCAAAGAAGGCAAACAGGAUAUGGUCCCCACUGAUAGUGAAACUUCUCAGCUAGCCGUGGAAACAACGCCCGUCUUAGAAGUUCCUGAGGAAACCAAUCCAGAUGAGGUUUCCACUGAGGAAGAAAUUGUUAAACAAGUUAUCGAAAGUUCCCAAGAAGAUCCAGAAAACCCGAAUACGGUUGAGGUGUGCACUAGCGCAGAAACUAUUAAAGAAGUCAUCAAAAGUCCAUCAAAAGAACAACUCAAGCCGGUUGAGGUGUGCACUAGUGCAGAAACUGUUAAAGAAGUCAUCAAUAGUCCACCAAAAGAACAACUCAAGCCGGUUGAUGAGGUGGCCACUGAAACAGAAUCUAAUCAUCCAGACAUUGAAAAAUCAAAUCCUGACGACCUUUUAAAGGAAACCAAAGAUGAUGGGGCUCCCGCUGAUGCUGAAAACUGUCAACCAGCCAUCGACACUUUAUCUUCUGCAGAACAUCCUGAAGAAACGGAAGCAGAUGAAGAGCAUACUGCUGAUGCACACACUGAUCAAUCAGUUACCGAAAAAUCAGUUUCCGAUGAUCUUUCAAAAGGCACCAGUCACGAAGAGGUUCCCACUGAUGAGUUAAAUCAACCUGUCAUCGCAACAUCACCUUCUGACCAACUUACAGAAGAAAAUCAACCAAAGACGGUGCCUACUGAAAGCGAAUCUGAUAAAGAAGUCAUCAACACAUCAGCUACUGAUAAACUUCCAAUUGAAAGCAAUCCUGAAGAGGUCCCCAGUGAUGUAUUAAGUCAAUCUGUUAUCGAAACAUCACCUUCUGAAGAGCCCACUAAUGGUGAAUCUGAUCACGAAGUCAUUAAAACAUCAUCCGUCAAAGAACUCUCAGAUGAAGCCAUUUCUGAUGAGCCAAUUGAUAUUCAACCAGUUACCGAAAUGUCAACAGAGACAGAUAAUCCAGAAGAUACCGAAAUAGAUGAGCCAUCCUGUAUUAGUAAAGAGGAGUCAUUAACCGAAACAUCACAUUCUGAAGGAAUUAGAGAGGAACCCAACUCUGAUCUUGAAAAGUUUACUGAUGUAGCAACUGAUGAUACCGUGGGUCAAUCAGAUGAUCCGCCUAACCAAGAUGAUAUUAAAAGCUGUACCAAGAGAGACGUUGAUGAUACUAGUAUAUCUGAGGUGUCUAAUAUCAAUCAAGAUCAACAGAAUUCUCAAAAUGAUUCUGUCAUUAUUUCCUCUGACUCUGAAGGAGAAAACACGGCAAAGGAGCCAACAAAAAGUGAAAAUAAAAAUUCUGUUGAAUUGCCAAAGCAUGAAUCGUCUUUUAGCGCAAAAAUUGAGAUCGAUCAUUCUGCAGAUGUGGAUCCUAAGGUGAGUGGAACAGAAGAACCCAUACCUGACGAUGUUUCAGAGGAACGUAAAGAAAAGUCGGAUCCGCCGAGCAGCCAGGAUCCCCAUAAGGCAUCUCCAGACGGUGAAAGUCCGAUCAUUAAAGAAUCCGUCACGGUACAGGAAAAUAGUUUGUCUACUUUGGAUGAAUCAUUAAACGAUGUCAUGGAUUCGGAUGAAGCUAAAAACGAUGAUGAAAAUGAGAUGAGGGUAUCCACAGAUGUCUCUAGUUCAGUUAAUGAAACUGCACUGAUUGGAAGUUCAGAAAAUCAACAAAACUUGACCGAUAAGGAAGUGUCUAUUCUGGAAGAAUCAUCCGAUCUCGACAAAGCAACGGAAGUAGCGGGUUUGGACACAGGUGAAGCCCAGGAAUGUCAACCUAAACUGGCCUCUAAAGAAGAAUCUAAUAAACAAGAGAAUAAUUUGGAUGUCUCAACCAUUUCGGAGCAAAAUACUCUAGAUAAAAGUUCAUUUAUUGAAGAUUCCGUCACUGAUAAUUCCAAGGCAGUUCCUGCGGUAAAGGAUAUAUCUGAUGUCGACGAAGCGAGGGUAGAUGCCACUGUAAAUAUGGAAUCGGAGUGUGGACCUAUGGAGUAUUCAGACCUCAAAGAAGCUGACGACGAGGUUAUUUUGUUAGAACAAAGCUCAAUAAAUCCAAAUUCAGCAAUUGAGAACUCCAUUACCCAUCAGCUUAAAGAAACAUCUGUAUGCGACAACACGAAAUCAAAUGAGGAUCUAGAAAAAGAAGAAACCGAGAAAUUCGAUGAAAACAAACCUGACGAUGAUGUCGUUCUGUCGGAUGCCUCAAUCAAUACUGAGCAAAUUCCGCUAGAUGAAAGUUCACUCAUCGAAAUCCCAGACGCUGGGACUCCGGAUGACAAAACGGAAGAAACUAAGGCUAUGGUUACAGAAGAAGCUGAAAAGUGUGAAGUGACAGAUUCAUCGAAUCAAAACGGUUUUGAAGAUGAGGUUAUUCAGUUGGAUGCCUCAAACGCUGUUGAACGUUCUAUACUCGAUGAAAGUUCUCAUAUUGGAGAUUCAAUCACUGAUCAUUUAAAAGAAGAUUCUGUUCUAAAGGAAUCGUCAAACUUUGACAAAACAAAGUCGCAGAUUCGAAAUGAAGCUAACGUCGAAGUGGAUGAAGUUGAAAUGAAAAAGGUCGAGGAUGGGACUACAGAAACUACAAAAGCUACAAUUUCUUCCGAAAACCAAGAAGUUAUUGCAGUGGAGCAGGAGAUAGCUUCCCCAAUUGUUGAACCAAAAAUAACAGAAAAGUCUACAAUAGUGCACAAUAGGUCAAUUGAUCUUAAUGAAAUUUCUAUUGUUGCUGAAAGUCCCAACAAAACAAGCUCCUCCUUUGUGAAGCACUCCUUCGAUAAAGAAAGCGUUCCCAAUAUUUCAACUGGAAACAUUGACCCUGCUGCAACGUCCAAUUUGGAAACGCAAAAAGAUGAAUUAGCAGUAAUACAACCAAAAGAUAUCUGCACAGAUAUCACAUCAGCUCCAGCAAUUAUACUGAACGUCUCAGAAACUGCUAUAUUUGAGCCAUCAACAUCGCAACUUAAAGACGCACAAGACAUUUUACCGCUUGAAGCUGAAGAUAAAUCGGGAGAUCUACUCAACGAUAAAUCUAGUGAAAUAGCUGAAACCCAGGAAGUUCCAACUAAAGCACAGGAAGCUGUAAGGGAUGAAAGUGAACCUUUGAAACCAUCACCAGAAUCAAAAGAUAUAGGCUUGCAUGAUUUAAAGUCUACGAAUCAAGACCCGAAAUGCCUGUCUGACUGCGAAAAUGUUCCAAGCGAGGAAGCACAAAAUACUGUCCAAAAUCAAUCGAUAAUCGACUUGAAUGAUACAAGUGAAGAACAAGAUGAAGAAAUAGAAUUCAUAUCAGAGGAUGCACAGAUUAAUCUUUCCAGUACUCAUAAUCAACCACAGUCAAGUGAACAACGGGGCAAAGUUCCAGUUACUGAAAUAUACGAAGUAAUUGACUUAGAUGAUUCAAGCUCCAGUGCACAGGGACCUGAAGCUACAGUAGCCGAAGCAACUUCAAUUAUAACUAAUGAAGAUUGCAUUGUCCCUGUUGAAAAGGAAUCUGUCGUUCAAAAAACAAGUUCGUCUGAUUCAGUUUUACAUCAGGCAUCAAUUGAUUUGAACGAAGAGGAUUCCGCUAAAGCGCCUGUUGAAGAAUCUGUCAUCGCCACUAAACAGAAUGAAGGCGAAGAUAACGCAAAUGAUAUCCAAGAAGUAGUCAUUGCGCCUUCGCCCGAUUCUACUGCAGAAACUCAUGACAAAACUUAUGACAAACUAGUAGCUAAGGAUAAUAAAACACAAAUGGAACCUGUAAAUCAUCUUAGCAUUGGAACGUCCUCUUCUGCAGUUGUUCUUGUACAGGAAGUUCCAGAUUCCAAGAAUGAUGGUGAGGAUAAACCUAAGGGAGAACACUGCUACUUUGACAGGUUAGAAGCCGAAAAUGUAGAAAAAAUAGACUUAAAAGAGGAUGAAUUGGUGAAGCCAAUAUCUGAACCAGACAUAUCACAUGAGUCAACAAAAAUUUCUCGACUGAUCACCACGUCGUCGAGUCAUGAAGAAAAGUCACCGGAUGAAGAAACGUCUAAAUCAGAGAAAAGAACUACUAGAAAGGGAUCGGCUUCCGCUGAUAGACAAGCAGAAUCUAGCGGGUCUGAACGGCCGAGAAGGAUGGCACGGAAACCAUCUGCUGAAGUUUUGGAAAAUGACCACCAAACCAAGCCGAAGGGACGAUCUAGAAAACCAUCAGUGGAUGUCAAUAUCGAUGAGGAAAAAGAAGAAUCUAUACCAGAAAAAAGAACUAGACGAAAGCGUACUCCAUCUGUAGAAGUUUGUGAGACAGCCAACCAACAGAGGGAGACUGAUGAAGACCCUAAUGCAGAGGAAGUAUUGCGACCAAUUCUAGAAGAGCCAGAGCCUGAAAUUGAGAAAAAGGAAAAGCACGAUACCAACGUAGAACCUGAAGAGUCUGUGCCGGUUGUAUCGUCAACUGUGUCAAAGGAGGAAACCACAACGCUAGGUAAAAAGAAAGAUGGGGAUAGAAUCCAAACAGAGACCAUCAUAGAAAGGCCUAAGAGACGCGCGAGAAAGCCAUCCGCAAAAGAAACAGAUAUAACGUCAGAGAAGAAAGAACAAGUUCAGGAUGUUCAGGCUGUCAACGAAGAUGAGGAUCCGCAUUUGGAUAGGCCCGAGCAUCAAAGUCUCAAAGAGUCAAUUGAAUCAAACGAGGAACCCACGUCAAUAGAUGAAAAGAAAGACGAGGAUUCAAAUCAAAAGGAGACCACCAUAGAAAGACCUAAGAGACGCGCAAGAAAGCCAUCUGCAAAAGAAACGGAAAAGAAAGAAAAAGCUGAAGAUGUUCUAGAAGCCGUCAAUGAAAAUGAAACUUUGCAUUUAACUCCAAAACACGUGGAACAAGAGUCUGUGACAGAGGUCUCAUCGUCCAAUACUAAGGAUGUAGAGGAAACAACUCCAGAUGUUAAGAAAAUGGAAGAGGAAAAUGUCGAACAGAAGGAACCUAUUGUAGAAAGGCCAAGAAGACGAGGUCGAAAAGCGUCUGCCAAGGAAGAAAAGACUGACGAUAUUCCGCAUGUACAGGAGGCAGAGCCAGAGUCAGUUGAGGCUUUAAAUGUAUCCAAUGAAAGCCAAGAAACUCAGUCGCAGACUGUAUCCAAUGCCCAUCCAGAAAAAACAAAUAGGAGGGCACGCAAAGCAUCAGCAGAAGACCUUAGUAACAUACCAGAAAAGAAGCACAAAUCGGAAGACCUUCAUGCUACUGAAAUGCUGGAUGAGUCGAAGGAAACAGGUAGAGCUCGCGUGGAAAGAACAAAACGGAGGGGACGUAAGCCAUCAGAAGAGUUGGUAGAAUCCACUACACCUAUUCCUCCACAGAAUAACGAUGAUAAGUCCGAAGCGGAGGAGGCGAUUCAUACAAUUCAAGAUAAACAACAUUCAGCUGAGGAUAAUAUGCCCCAAAAGCGAACCCGCAAAUCUGCCGAAUUUAUGCCUGAAAAUAUUCAAGGAUCAGCUAAGGAUGAUCACGGUGAAAGACCCAAGCGUAGGGGGCGCAAGCCAACUGUAGACAUUGACCAUGGGGCCCAAGACCCUCAAGCGAAACCCAAGCGAGGAGAUAAAACGUCAUCAGAGGAUGGAGAUGAAAAGCAUGAGCCUUUGCCGGUUGUGGAAGUAGAGAAAAAAACCAGGCGGAAUGUAAGAAAAGCUUCUGCUGAAACCGUUGAGCCUGUAAUGAACAGAGGCGAAGAUCAUCUUCAACAAAUCGAAGAGGCAUACGAACCGCAUUCGGAAUCAGAACCGACGACAACAAUGCCAGUGCCGAAUGAGGAAGCGGAACAUAAGACGCGGCGACGCGGUCGCAAGCCUACGGCGGAGACUAUUGAGGUGCCAAUAAAAACUACUACAGCAGAUGAAUUCGUUGAGAUCCCCUCUCACUCACGCAGGCGUGGACGGAAGGCCACAGAAGAUGAGGCCUCCAUAACCGUAGAUCUGGAAGAGCCCAAGGCAAAGCUUCGUGGACGCAGGGCGUCCUUAGAGCUACAAAACAAUGAGGAAACUCCGGCGGAGUCUCACUUGGAGCUCGUGGAAGUGCCAACGGUCAAGAUGACACGUCGUGGUAGGAAGCCAAGUGCAGAAGUGGAAACGAUACAAGUGGCCGCACCGGAGAAAAAACCUCCAGCUCGACGUGUCCGUAAAGCGUCAGCGAGCGUCGAUGAGGGAACACCUGUGGCCAAGAAAACGACAACUCGUCGCGGACGUAAAGUUGAUACUCAUGAGGAUGAGGAAAAGAAAUCAAUCGACUUGCAGGACCUGCCAACGGAGAGUGUUUCGGCUCUUGUUGUCGUUUCGGGCUCUCCAGUGAAGACUGGCGAUUCGGAAGAACUAACACCGCGUCGUCGAGAGGGUCGUAACGUGCCGCGUAAAAACUAUGAAGAGGCUCCAGACGAUGAUAAACCGCAUUCCUCAUUGCGUCGAGCACGCAAGCCAGCGGCAAGCAAGGCGAAUGCCAGUAAGGUUCAAGAGCCGGAUACUGUUCCAGGUACGCCCGGAACCAAACAACAACCCGUCGAGGUACAAGGCACACCCGAAAACGCGGUGAUUUUGCCCGAGCCCACGACCUCACAGCGGCGCGAGGGACGAAAUUUGCCUCGUAAAAACUAUACGGAAGCUCCGGACGACCACAAGCCCUCACCGGCUCGCAGUCGCCGGGUGCGUAAUCCGACUGUAAAGGCCCUGGAAUUGAUUGUGGACUCAUCUCCGCGUCCUGCGACUCCCAAAAGGACCAAGGCAAAGACGGAUGUGGAUGAGGAACCACCAGCAAAGAGAGCGACACCAGAGGUGCCAACAACCACAGAGGCAUCUGCACUGCAAGAUGAGCCUACAAGCGCUGCCAAGGGGCGAGGCACUCGACGAAAAGCUGAAUCGGAGGAAUCGGAUGUCAAGCCGGCCAAAAAGAAUGUGCGCGCCACUGCACGCAAAGCCAAAGUUGAUAGUGAAGUAGAGGAGCAUGCGCCUAUCAAGAAGGCACGAAGCGGAUCGCGUGCCAAGACACCUUCGGAAGAGUCUGUCACUAUUCAGGAGGAAGUGCCGGUCAAGAAGCCCGCUGCUCGGAGUCGAGCACGUGCCGUAAAGAUAGCAGCACCUGAGCAGCCAGCCGACGAACCUCAAAUCGAGGUUGCCGCCUCAACAGCUGCACCAGCAGCACGUGGAGGGAGAGGCAGGAAGGUGCACUUCGAGGCGGCACCGGAGGUAUCUACCAGUGAAGAUGCGCCAAAGCGGGCAACUCGAUCGCGUCGAAAGUAAUAUCUAUCUAUUAUAUCCAGAAACUUGAAUCAUUGUUUUUUUGGUUAUUUUAUAAUUCGUCAUUUCAUUUUAUGUUAUUAACUUCUGUAUAAAAAGUUUGCAUUUAUCAAGUAAUCAAGGCAAAAUAAUAUUAAGUUAUAUUGUUAAUCCACCCACUUUGGUGGGACAUAGUUGGCUCCCCUUGCUCAGAACAAAAACUAACCUUAAUAGUUAUAAGGCAUUAAACAUUACUAAUACAUAUAUAUAUAUAGCUUAUUUCUUAAGACUAUCGAAAAUCCCCACAAAUAAUAAAGAUUCGUAAACCAA
Drosophila eugracilis is the source of this 11684-nucleotide messenger RNA. Its product is annotated as titin homolog. Lineage: Eukaryota; Metazoa; Arthropoda; Insecta; Diptera; Drosophilidae. Gene Ontology annotation, molecular function: protein binding. The record is from RefSeq and is a predicted model, not a curated record.